AUGUCCGUAUCAGCCUCGAUUCCCGACACCUCGCUUGGCCUCACCUCCUCCGAGAUCCAAAUCCUCCGACAACAACAACAGAUUGCGCUCCAGAAUGGCCAUGCCGGCAAUGGCGUUUCCAGGGGCAGAGGAACCGGACGAACCAGCAACUCGAGUUCGCGAGCCGCCAGUGCGGCCAGCAGUCACGGUCGAUUGCUUCUGGAUCCGAUGAGUCUUCGUGCACUCUCACAUCAGCUAGAUGGGCUGCAGGCACAGAUUCGAAACCGUAUUGAUUAUCUGGAAGAACAAAUGCAGCUUUCGAUUCAGAACAGCUAUGACCGUGCAGGAAACGUCAUCUGUAACGCCGAUGCUGAGAUUGCCCGGACCCGUUCGAUUCUCGCCUCGAUUGACGACUUGGAGAAUGAACUCGCCAAAAUUGGACACAUUAGAGAAAUCGUGAAAGCCUAUCGCGGCAGGAUCGAAAGUCUCGAUCAACGACUUGACCAAGCUGCCCGGAGGAGACAUUGA
Messenger RNA from Aspergillus clavatus NRRL 1, 507 nucleotides. RefSeq lists its product as uncharacterized. The coding region runs from base 1 to 507 and encodes 168 amino acids. Gene Ontology annotation, biological process: endosome organization. Lineage: Eukaryota; Fungi; Ascomycota; Eurotiomycetes; Eurotiales; Aspergillaceae. The record is from RefSeq and is a predicted model, not a curated record. The transcript has 2 exons. Gene Ontology annotation, cellular component: BLOC-1 complex.